AUGUCCUCUUCCCAGCCGUUCGCGCCCUCGUCGCAGUUCUCCAGCGAGUCCCGCAGCACGACGUCGCGGUUUACGUAUAAACAACUCGCGCAGCUUGCCGCGUCUUCUACAGCAUCCCCUCUCCGAGUGAUUGCACAUGUAGAUCUGGAUGCAUUCUAUGCCCAGUGUGAGAUGGUGCGGAUGGGCGUAGCAGAAGACCAACCUUUGGCUGUCCAGCAAUGGACGGACCUGAUCGCGGUCAAUUAUCCAGCGCGGGAUUUUGGCAUCAGCCGAAUGGUAACCGCCACUGAAGCAAAGAAGCUCUGCCCGAAUUUGAUAUGCCAGCACGUCGCAACCUGGAAGGAAGGAGAAGAGAAAUGGGCUUACCAUGAUGAUGCACCCAAGAAUAUCGCCACCCAAAAAGCCGCCCUCGACCCAUAUCGCCUCGAAUCUCGGAGGAUUUUAGCAUGUAUAAAGGAGACUCUACCAGCAAAUUUGCAGAAAAUUGAGAAAGCUGGAAUGGAUGAGGUCUUCUUGGAUCUAUCCGCCCAUGUGCACUCUAUCAUGCUAGAGCGUUAUCCUGAGUUGGCCGGGCCGGUGCCGCACAAUGAUCCCCAUGAACAAUUGCCACGGCCUCCUACGACGGCCUUGGAUUGGCAAGCUGAUGCUCUCAUUGAUCUAGAUAUUGACGAGACUGAGGAUGAUAAUCCCGACUGGGACGACGUGGCCAUACUGAUUGGCUCCGAGAUUGUCCGGAUGGUUCGCGCCGCAGUCCGCGAGAAGCUCAAAUACACAUGCUCUGGGGGGAUUGCGCAGAAUAAGAUGAUAGCCAAGCUCGGAUCUGCACACAAGAAGCCAAACCAGCAAACCGUCGUUAGAAAUCGAGCUGUACAGCAGUUUCUAUCAGAUUUUAAGUUUACCAAAAUCCGUGGGUUGGGAGGCAAGCUUGGGGAGCAGAUUGCAGCUGCAUUCGGCAUCGCGACCAUCGAGGAACUGCUACUUGUUCCGAUAGAACAACUUCAGCAAAAGCUUGGGGAUGAUAGCGGUACGUGGGUGUACCAGAUCAUACGCGGCAAUGAUUCGAGCGAAGUGAACUCUCGCACUCAAAUCAAGUCUAUGCUGUCUGCAAAGUCCUUUCGUCCUAGUAUCAAUACGGCGGAACAGGCAACACGAUGGCUCCGUAUUUUCGUUUCGGACAUCUACGCUCGAUUGGUUGAGGAAGGGGUCUUAGAGAACAAAAGACGACCAAAAACGAUGAAUCUACACUACCGCCAAGGGGGCCAGACGAGGUCCCGGCAAGGACCCAUUCCGCAAGGACGGAGACUGGAUGAAGCAGGGCUCUUCGCCCUUUCCAAGACCCUCCUGGAUCAGAUUAUUCUAGAGGGUCAAGUGUGGCCAUGUGCACAUCUAAGCUUGUAUGUUGGAGGAUUUGAAGAUGGAAUCGUUGGAAAUAUGAGCAUCGGAUCAUUCUUGGUUAAGGGGGAAGAAGCCAAAACACUGGCCAUGAAUCCCCGAGAAUCAGGCUCGUCCGAGACCCGUCAGGAGAGACCUGGGAAGCGAAGACGCAAUGGGUCGACCACAGGCAUUGGGAGAUUCUUUAAGACGAAUAGCAUCGAUCACCAUCAAGAUGAGCCCAAUGCUCAAUACUUAUCCGGCAUGGACACCACUCCGGCUAAACUUGGGACAGAUUCUUCUGAAGUCGCCGCAAUAGGGUCGAAGUUGUCUCACGAGAGCGAAGGAAGCGAAACUCCUAAGCAGGCAACCAUAUCGGGUCACAUAUUGGGCCUCCAACAGCAGCCCAUCACGGAUUAUGUGUGUGUUCGCUGCAAUAUACCAUUGGAAUCGGCGAUUGCUUUGCAAAGCCACCAAGACUGGCAUUUUGCGAAAGAUCUUGAAGAUGAGGAUCGAGUGCGAACAGUCACCAGACCUAAUGCCACCACUCACGGCAAGAAACCCACAGGAGCCUCAAGCACGAAGAAAAAUGGACGGAGUAACAAGCCGGAGAAAGGCCAAAGCAAACUUACGUUUGGAUGA
Molecule: messenger RNA, 2013 nt
Organism: Venustampulla echinocandica
Lineage: Eukaryota; Fungi; Ascomycota; Leotiomycetes; Helotiales; Pleuroascaceae
Product: putative DNA polymerase kappa
Exons: 2
Coding region: 1-2013 (670 amino acids)
Biological process (GO): response to radiation; error-prone translesion synthesis
Cellular component (GO): replication fork; site of double-strand break; nucleus
Molecular function (GO): DNA-directed DNA polymerase activity; damaged DNA binding
Source: RefSeq, a predicted model, not a curated record